Molecule: messenger RNA, 2166 nt
Organism: Kwoniella shivajii
Lineage: Eukaryota; Fungi; Basidiomycota; Tremellomycetes; Tremellales; Cryptococcaceae
Exons: 4
Coding region: 1-2166 (721 amino acids)
Source: RefSeq, a predicted model, not a curated record
AUGGAACUCAGACCAUACCUACCACCUGAUGAAUCAAGCUCGAGGUCAGGCGUGCACUCUGGUAUGGGAUACAGUUAUGGGAAUGGUGGUCUACCUCCUAACAUAGGUACUAUAAGACCUGAAGAUGUAAUGAGACCACCUGGCUAUACCUCGAAUGGUAUGGAGAGCGUUCAAGGUAGUUCGGACGCAAGUGGAAAAGCUACUUCCUCCGCGUACAACACAUCCAUUCAUUCUUUCCCUUCUCCAUCACUGAAUCCACCUAAUAUCACUCCUGCGACAAAUAGUAGUUCGAAUCAACCGUAUUAUUCUUCUGGAGGAAUUAGUAGUAACCCACCUAUACCAACUUCUUUCCCACACUUACGACAACCCAAUUCAUCCAAUCCCACCCUUAAUUCCCAUUCUAAUCCAAAUUCAAAUUCCAUACCUAGUCCAGCAUGGUCAUCACCUUUACCACACAAUAGACCUUCUCACGUCAGUAGUACUGAAUUAUCGUCGAAUCGACCAUUAUUCUCUUCUACACAAGGAUCGGGUAUGCCACCUAUCACACCUGACCCAAGCAUGAUCGCAGAUGUAGAUCCUCGCCAGAGGAGUGUAUUCAAGACCUAUGGUAAACCAUCGAGAACCACCCCUUCACCUGUGAAGAAAGCUCAUAUGUCAAACACGAAGGAGUUGAGUCGCUAUGAACCUGUAAUUCUUUCUUCUUCACCUACUUCAGAACCACUCAAUUCCCCAUUCGGAAGAAGGAGCAAAUCCCCCAACAAAAGAAGAAAAGUUAUUCUUUCCGAUGAGGAAGAGGAGGAGGAAGAAGAAGAAGAAUCUGUCGAAUUUCGUACUCCGGCCCUACCAAAAUCAUCUGAUCCUUCUUCGACUAAAUCGAGAUUGGAAGUUGUCUUACCUAAAUCACGACCACCUUCAGCGAAUCAAGAACGAACGAGUAGUUCUGGAAAUGCUGCUGACAAAACACAUGGUGGAAGAAGAGGUCAUUCUCCUGAUCCCCUGGAUAGUUUCAAUGGGCAACCAACUCCAGCGAAAUCUAGACAUACGCAAUCGACAGCCGGCCCUUCUUCAUCCGCAAUCUCCAACACUUCCCGGGGACAAUCCGUUGUUUCCGGACAACUUGCAGAGCCGUCUUCUUCUUCUUCCAGGCGAUCAUCGAGUAGAGUGGCCGAUCACAAAGUCAAAGAAGCUGCAGAAAAAGAAGAGAGAAGACGUAGGAGACGAGAAGAAAAAGAGAGGAAGAAAUUGGAAUACGAACAAACAACGAAAAUAGCGGAGAAAACCAAAAUCAAAUUGACAGUCAAGCCAAUCAGAGAUGUUGCAGAGGAAAACCAAGAUACCUUUGUAGCCAACGGCAACAUCCAGAGCUUGAAACAAUCAGAGAAAGGUACGAUUGUGGAACCUAUCGAAAUCGAAGAAUCCGUUGUUGAGGUACCACCACCUCAGGUUGUGAAUCAAGGGAAGAAGAGGAAGUCCGAUGUUGCCCAAAUUAUAGAUCGUGAAGAUAUUGACGGCGAUUUUGAUCCGUCUGUGGCGAAAGGUAAAGCUAAAAAGGCAAAGAAAGCGAAAAAAGAACCAGUCAAGAAAGGUAAGGCGGCAAGUAAGAAGGUUGUUCAGCCGGAACCGGAGCUUGAGAUGGAGAUUGGAAAAGACAUCCUCGUAGAGCAAGCGGAAGAAGUCAAUGAGCCCCAGGAAGUGGGACCUGCUGUUCAAGAGAAUGAAGAGGAAGUUGCAGAACCAACGAAGUCGCCGACUCCAUCGCCAGUUAAAGCUCCAUCUCCUAUUCGACCUCCUCUCCGCACAACGUCAAGUAACAUAUCCAUUCCAUCUACUUCACGUCCUUCUCCUGGGCCGGUUAAACCGAACGGCACUCCAUCCGUACCUGGAGGCAUCAAAUGGAAAGCUCCUCGUAAUGAUCUGAUAUCGGUUUUGGCUAAAUUUGGAGGAGCUAAACGAUCCGGACUGACAAAAAAACAUAAGAUAAUACCACUACAUCAGAAAAUUGGUCCUCCAGCGAAAUCAUUACCUCCCGUACCUAAAAAGCCUGAAAAGAAGAAAGUUAACGAUGACGACGACGACGACGAUGAUGAUGCCAGUGAAGACGAAUUUGGAAUUAAAAAAGUAAAAAACGGUAAAAAAGGUUUGGAGUGGUUCAUGGUAGAAGAUUAA